Molecule: messenger RNA, 6676 nt
Organism: Nezara viridula (southern green stink bug)
Lineage: Eukaryota; Metazoa; Arthropoda; Insecta; Hemiptera; Pentatomidae
Source: the annotation of a GenBank genome assembly
GUGGUACUGAGAUAAUAAAUAUUUCUCAGAUAGAUGCUAAACAUACUACGCAUUUAUAUAUAAAAAGUUACACUAGUAUUUGUUUUAUUAUUUUGAUAAGUAUAUGAGAUAUACUGUUGGUUCGACUGAUUUUGUUAGAUAUUCAUGCAACUUGGAUUUGAGUGGUGCAAGGAUUUCGUCUAUAGAUGUAAAUGUUUACGAAUGGUGCUAGUAUAAGUUUUAAUUUAUUUCAAAAUAAACAUUCAAGUUGCUCUUACAAAUACUUUUAUUUUAUUUCUUCACUGUUUAUUAUUGGUUAAACAUGGACCAGGUUAGUCUUGCACCUCAGCAUAAUGGAUUGUAUAUUUUAAAUGGCCAAGCAGUUCUAAUUCAGAAUGCAACACAGACUAGAAAUAUCUCUGGAUCAACAAGUGAGAUUUUUCAACAAGAUAUUGAUGGUUUGUCCGCUGUGGUUGGUAAUCAAACACUUAAGGCUGCGAAUUGCUUAGGUCAAAAUUAUGUGGUGUUGGAUAAUUGUAAACCAGACGAUGGAACAGUUGUACAAUUGUCUAUUAGUGAUGAUUUCCCAAUUGAGAUGCUAGAUGCAUUUCAAAAGAAAGAAGUUAGCAAUGAUGUAUCUGACUCAACUUUGUUGAAGAAUAUUUUUGAACAGGGAAAUAAUAAACCGGAUAACUCAUCAUCAUCAGACCUCCUAAGCAGUUUUUUAAAAUUUACCCCAAAAGAGAAAGUUGGAAAUCAGUUUGAGUUGGUAUCUCCAAUUAAAGGUAAUUUUACUUAUGCCUAUCAAUUAUCAGAUGGUGCGAAAUUGUGCCCUUUAACUAACGUUGACAAUGGAACAAGCAGGAUCAGUAUUCCAGUUGUUUCUAGUGAGCCAGACAAUAAAUUUUCCAUGAAUGCAGCUGUUCCUUCACAAGUAUCAAUUCCUCAGGUUUCAUCUCAGCAGACUGGUCGAAAAUUGGUCUAUGUAAACAAUAUAUUAAGUGGUGCUAAUGGGAAACCACGUUUAAUUUUAAAUAUGAAACCUAAAAGUAUUCAAGAUCAAAGGAAACGUAUAACUCAGAAAAUCCAAAUUGUUCCAUCUCAAGGCAAGUCUGUACUUUAUAAUAAUCUAAAAAGUAGUUCUCAGAAGAUUGAAACGGUUCCUAUCAAUUCUUCCAAGGAAAAAGAAAUGGUUAAUUCUAAAAUAGUUAUUCAGAAAGACUCAUCAAAUAAUAUUACUAAAAUGCCUCUUUUGUUGAAUACUCUGUUAACCACUAAGGCACCUGAAAAUUCUCAAGUUGGUGAAACAAAAAAUAUCAGUAAUGCUCAAGUAGUUCAAACUGAUGGUCCAGUGCAACGGUCAUUGCUCAAAAUGCAAUUGCAACAACAAAAGCCUCCAGUUAAAACAUCGCCAACUGUUAUUCAGAAAGAAUCGGCUGAUAAUGAAUUGAAACCAGUAGGAAGGUUAACAGAAUCUCAAUUGAAAAAAAUUGCUGCAGUAUUCAGGAAUAGUUGCCUUAACCGCACUAGGCUCACAAAUUCAACCAUCUUUGAUACUGAAACAAACACAAGAAUAGUUUGCAGAGUUGUCUAUCCAGAAGAUUUAAUGAAAGAUGGAGAAAAACAAGUUGCAAAACGAGGGAAAAAAAGAGCUAGAUCUGUCGAAGUUGUCAAAAAGUCUGCUCCUGAAGAUGAUAAAACUAAAAAACCUCCGCCACCAUCAGCUCGAACAAGAUCUGGUAGACUUUCUCGUCCUCCUCGUUAUAUGGUUAAAGAUUUUAAAAAAUUAACUGAAGAUUCUGAAGCAUCUUACUCAGACUACAUGAGUGAUUCAGAUGAAAAUAGUGAAAAUUCUCCAUUGCUACCUUUGCCUACUCCGCAGCAACGGAAAUAUCCUCCUAAAUUUCACUGUCCAACAUGUGGUAAAGUAUAUUUAGGAAAAAGAAGGAUGUUCAAACAUUUUACUGAAUAUCCAACCCACAGGGACCCUAAAACAGUUAUUGAAUUGGAAGAUGAAAGUCAGGAAAAUAAUAAGCAGCAAGACAAUGAAAGAAAUUUAUGGAGGAAGAUAUUUCGAAAAAGUGCUCGAAAUCCUAAAUUAAACAGUACAGCAUUACUGAAAGAAUUGUUUCAGGUAUGCUCUAAUAACGAUUUAGUUCCUCUGGCCAAAGAAAGGGUUGCAACAAAUGUUGAACCAUGGGAUUAUUUGAAACUUCGCUGUUCAAAAGAAGAAGGUGGUGUAAGGACUCUUCUCUCAGACUUAUCCUCACUUAUAAAAUCCAUUCCUGCGAACUUACUGGUUCCUGUGAAACCUAGUGAUACAGGUUCUGUGCAUAUUGAAGAUGAAAAAUUAUGCCAGUUGCUUGGUAUAUCUCCUGGGCACUAUAUGCCUAAUGAAAACUCUUUAAAAGAUGAUGUAUCAGAAGAGAUUACUGAUAGCAACAAUGCAGUGUCUAAUACAGAUCUAAAGUGUGAUAAACAGUCGACAGAAAACAUUUGGACUUUAAGAAAUGACUUGUAUAAUGAUGACACUUUAAAAAUGGAAGUAGAUCCUGGAAAACUGGAUCCUGUUGAUGCUGUUUUAAAGGAUGAUUCGUCAGAACUUAAUGAAAUAUUAUUAGAAAAAUCUUUUGACUCAGUCGAUCAAAUUGUAAGUGAAAGACUGAAUGAUUUGAUUCCGACGAGUCCGAUCGAUGUUAGUUCACUUGUAGAAGCUCAGGUUCUAGCACGGUCUAUACUUUCCUCAUCUCCUGAUCUUCUCCAAGGCGUUUCUGGCUCGACAGAAGAUUUAAUGAAAACAUUAGAGACCUUGACGCCAGAUUUGCCGACAGACGCAAGUGCUUCUGAUUUUGAUUUCACAGUUCUUUCAUCAGACUUCACAUCUGAUAGGUGACAGAAGCCUUUGAAUUUUAGUUACUUUAUCGAAUCAAUUAAUUAAAUUUUAUUAUAUUUUCGAUAUAUUUUUCUUUAUUUAAACUUUAAUUCACUGAAACACCAUUUUUAAUAUAUAGAUAAAAAAUAUUUUCAGUAAAGGUUAUUUGCAAUUCCCUCAGGUUAUUAGUAGUAUCAUUUAUUUUUUUAACUGCGAAUAUUCAUGAAUUUAAUCAAAAAGUAUAAAUUUAAAUACUUUUAAUAUAAUUAAGUUUGUAUUUACAAAAGGCUACCUAUAAUUCAGUAGGUAAUGGGCUGCUUUAUAAAAAUGUAAAUUGCUUAAUACUUAGUUAUUCUAAUGGAACAGCAUUUUUGAAAACCAUUUCAUACUUUUUUACAUCUAUGACAAGUAUAAUUUUUUUUCAAUAGGCAUAUUUUUAUUUAAAGAAAAUUAAAAAUAGCAAGUUAUAAACAAAUAAUGUCCCUUCCUUUCUCCAUUUACUUAUGUAUACCCAUUAAUUGAGUCCAUUGUUGCAAGAAGGGGACAUGCUCUAAAAGUGCGUUUUGAGAUACAAGCUAGCUAUGAUUUUUGAUGAUCUGAAAAUUUAUAUGAUCCCAACUACUUCUUCUGAGAUUCUAUCAUACCAACUAGUUAUUCAUAAGCCCAUGGCAAAUUUGUUUAAGAAACUUAGUAACUAAUUACAUGACCUUUUUAUGGAGAAUGCUAUUUCCGAGGUCCCGUCUCCCCUAGAAUAUUUUAUUGAUUCAUUUAUUCUUCUAUUAAAAUAUAAUUAGCAGUUAAUAUUUAUAAUAAAACAAAAUAAUUGCAUAAAAAAGCAAUAUAUUUGUCUUUGUUAGAAAAGAAAAAGUAUUAUGAAUGUUCAAAAAAUAAUUAUAAGCUUGAGAUGAAUAAAAUAUGUUUGCACUUUAAGGUAUCAAAAAAUAUAAUUAAAUUAACUAGGCCAUUAAAGUACAAUAAAAAUAAGAAUAUAAAAAGACUAUAGAGCCCAUUCCAUUUUAAGGGACAGAAUAUAGUUGUUAGUAAAGAUGAUUUUUGUAGUUGAAACUUGGUGUAGUAGUCGGAUCACUUCACACUCUAGUUAAACUCAAGAAUCUUCUGACAAUAUAUCAAUUUACUUUUUGUAUAUUUACUUCCACAGAUAUAAAGAGCUUUCUCUGUGUUAAUACUUAAGGAUGCAAAAGACAGAAUGUUCUUGUAAGGAGCCUUGUAGCUUGUAGAGAAAGCACCCAAUUACUACACCAGGUUUCAAUAUUCAUAGACACUAACUUCACUAAAAAACCCACUGAUGUGUGUAAUUAGAUAUGCAAGUAUAUUCUGUCACUUACGAGGUUGUGAUGGCUGAGCAUGUUAAGGCAUUGCCUGUUUUAGCAUUCUUGUGUUUAACAAUGCAGUGUGUUUUGGUUGAAAUUUAUUUCUCGGCGGAUCCACGAAAUGAAUCUCACCUUCCCACUCUGGUUAGAAUAGAUUUGGUUUAGCUGUAGAACAAACAUCCCCCCUCCUCUCAUAUGCUAAAAAUGGUGAGGUAGGACGUAAUCCAAUAAACAAAACAUUGGUUAUUUUUGCAGUCAGUUUUUUUUAAAUUUAAUUUUUUAAUCUUUUUAGUUUUUCAAUUAUUGGUAAUUCACAUGCGAUUUUGAAUUUCUUUACACAUGGUAUGAUAUGAAACCAACAAAAUAUUGAGAAUACGUAAAGUAUUAUGAAUUUUUUUUUUAAUGUUUAAGCUUAAAGUGUUUUAAAAUGCUCACAGAAUCUUGCUGUGUAAUUUGAGGCAUCAUACUUGAAAAGCUUUAGCCGUUCAUUCAAAUUCAUAACACUUCCAAAUGUACACACUAAUGAUAUUUAUCAAACUAAUUUGUCAAUAUUUGAGCUCAAAUUGUUUUAAAAUAUUCAUGGAAUCUCACCGAAUAAUCUGAGCUAUCGAACUUGAAAAUUGUUUGAGCCUUUCGUUCAACAAAUCAUACCUUGAAAUUUAAACACAUUAUUCUAUUUGUCACUUUGCAGUAUUCAGGUAACAAAUAUAAAGGCUUUCAAUGUCACAUUCUAAUUUUUUAUUAAAUAACUGAAGACUAGUUGAGGCAAUUUUUAAAAGUGAUAAGAUUUAUUUGGUAAACUGUUAUAAAAUGCACACCAUAUAAAAAUAUAUAUUUAUGAAACUCUAAAGUUUGUCCUUUUAUUUAUCUGAUCUGAUCUCCUAUAUACUAGGCCAGGGAGCUAAUACUCCUAUGCUUAGCUCUAUCAUUAUCUUUCAGUUCGGUAUAUGUUCUGUUCUGGAUUUGUAUUAAGAGUUAUACAUUAUGCAUUAAAAAAAAAUGUUUUUCAUCAAAAUAAUUAAGUAUGUUCAGUACCCCUUAUUAUAAAUAAAAUGGGCAUAAAAUAAAAUAAUGCUGAUUGAUGAAAUAAUUCAGAAAAAAAAAUCCAAAUGUUAAUUAAAAAAAUUUGUUUGAAAUAAUUAAAGCCAGUUUUUUCGAUUUAUCCAGUUUCGCAUAAUGUUUUUAUUGUAGAUAAUUGUUUUUCUGUGAAAAUUCAUGCUUUAUUCAUUCCCAUCAACAAUGAAUUAAUGAGAGUCUUCUAUAAGUACUUUCUCCCAAUGAUAUAGAUUCUGAAGAGAGGAGAAAAAUAAAUGUCUAUGAAAUAUAAUUCAAUUAAAUUUUUUUUUUCUUUAUUGUUUUAUUUCUAGUUCUUUAUUUUAUUUUUGAUUCUAAUUUUUUAGAGUUGCUUUUCAUUAAUUAGACGAUUAUAGCAGGGUUCAUUUAGGAAGACUGUUAAGAUAUUGCUAAUCAGAAUUAUCUUUAUUUUAUAUUCAAAGAUCUUGUUGGUUAUGCAACAAGUAUAACUGAUAAUAAUAAUAGCUUUAAACUAUUUUUGCGAUUUUCCUUUAAAUAAGACUGUUAUUAAUUAUUUUCUUAUUUAUGUUUUUCUUUAUUUAAUUUGAAUUUAUUCAGUUAUUAUAAGGGGAGGAAUAAUAGAUUUUAAGCCUCAAUGGAAGGCUUGUCAUCAAUUCAUAACAAGCUUUCCAUAUCAAAUGUGGGUUUGUUUUCUCUUAUUGGGGUUUUUAAAACAUUUCAAAAUACUUAUUUUUAAUGUGGAAAUAGUUUUAGUUUUGUUGAUGGAAUUAGUAGCACAAGAUUUAGUUCACGUUAUAGGAUUAAUGUUUGAAGGAGAUUUUAUGCAUAGAAGUGUAAUUAAAUUUAAUAAUUGACAACAAUUUCUGAAAAUGUAAUAAUAAUUGUUUUAUCUUUUUUUUUAAGUUCCUUUAACGGUUAAUUCUUCCAAUGGGCAUAAAAAUUGUAUUUUGUAAAUUAUAGCAUAUUUUGUUAUACAGCUACAUAUAAAUAUUUCUUUGAUAAUUAAAUUAUGUAAUAUAAUUAAUUUUAGUAUUAGUGUAGUUUAUAUAUUAUUGGUUGUAGUAGUUAAAAACUCUUUAAAGUUUAUAUUUUUUUUUCUCUCAUGAUCAAGUUUUCAACAUUCAUGGUCAGAAACAGGAAUGUUUUUCACUGAUUUCUUUAUGAAAUACCUUGACAUUGUUCGACAAUUUUUAAAUUUAUAAUAAUGUUUUUAUUUCUGUAUUUUGUCAUAAUGUAAGCAAACAUUAUUACCUGAUGAAACCAAAUUUUAAGUGUUGUAGGGCAUGAAUAUUAUUUGUUAAUUUUAAUAUUAACUUAUCGUAAUCUUUGAAUGUUUUAGAGUGGAUGCAGUAGAGCAUAAAUAAUGUGAAAAUUGUUGAUUGAUAAAAUUGAUAUUUCCUAAGUACUUUCUCAACUACUCAGUAAACUUCAGCGAUUAUUCUUUUAAUUUUUUUUUUUU